This is a messenger RNA of Cinclus cinclus, 5386 nucleotides long. RefSeq names its product ArfGAP with RhoGAP domain, ankyrin repeat and PH domain 2 (gene ARAP2). Gene Ontology annotation, molecular function: GTPase activator activity; protein binding; phosphatidylinositol-3,4,5-trisphosphate binding. The transcript is spliced from 32 exons. The record is from RefSeq and is a predicted model, not a curated record. Gene Ontology annotation, biological process: signal transduction; positive regulation of GTPase activity. NCBI's taxonomy places the organism in Eukaryota, Metazoa, Chordata, Aves, Passeriformes, Cinclidae. Bases 317 to 5386 code for a protein of 1689 amino acids.
CCACGGUUGAAAUUCUUAUAUACAAUUAAAAAAUAUUACUGUUCAAGUGACAAGGAGUCUUUCACAAUUUUAUUCAAGGUAAUUGUAAGGUUCAAGUGAGUUUUUUUUUUUUUAAUGUCCUUUUUCUUUCCUGUAUGUUUGCAGUGUUUUAAAAACACCAGUUUGAACUGAAGAAACUGGAAGAGGUGUGAUGAGGAAACAGAUAUUUUCUGCUGGCUGGUGAACACCAAAUUCAAGAGAGUUUUCUUGCUAGUGAGCAUGCAUGCCACCUGAUUAUUUCUACAUGACUGUGUGGGGCAAUAUAUGGAAUUAAGUCAUGUCAUCUACAGGCAAUGGCACUGAUAUUGAAGAAUUUUUGGUCCACAUUAACCUUGCACAGUAUCUUCCUAACUUUAAAAAAUGUGGCUAUAACACUGUGACGGAUUGUGUGGGAAUAAAUAAUAGUGUGCUUCAGCAAAUGGGAGUGUUGCCUACAGGGCAUCGCAGAAGGAUUCUUAAGCAGUUAGACAGCCUUUUGGAAAUUCAACAGGGAAAUUCUCUUGUCCGUGAAAAUCUAAAAUUCAAAGUCUUGAAAGGUUUAGAAGAGAAGCAGUAUUCAUCCUCAGAUCAGGAAUCUCCUGUAAGCAAUUCAAGUAUAGAUGGGACUGGCUUGAUACCUGCAACAUCAUCAGAGCAACUUCUUAAAAAGUCUUAUGUCAAUAAGGAAAAGUUUGAACUUGCAGAGCAAAACUCAAUGGAGGCAAAUGAUGAUAGCUUUACAAAUUUGAAUUUUUCCAGUUUAUACCAGAAUUCAGACAGCAUACUAGAAGCUGUCAGUCAGAAUAGAAAUAUCAAGACAAAUACACAGCCAGAUGCAUCACUGACAGAAGCUGCUGCAUACCAAGCUGAUGAGCACUUGACUGGCCCUUUGGUGUUGCGUGACCCUCCUUCAUUUGUUCGUUCAUGCGAGACAAAAUGCAAAGAAAACAAACAGCAGAGGUUUGCGGAUGAGGGUGAUUUAUCUGAUAGUAAACCAGAUUCUCCAUUCUAUAAGUUCAAAGGAGAAAUGAUAGACAACGACUUGUAUGAUUCCUGUACGUUAAACUGCAUGAAAGUAUUUCCAAGAGCAAGCCGAUCUUUUAUCUUAAGGCAUCGACCUGUACCAGAAAUUCCUGAAUCAAGUCAAGUUCAAGCUUCAUCAAGUUCCCUUCAGAGAAGAAGAAAUAUGGACCUUGUAAAUAUUUCUUGCUCUGGGAGGCAAAUUUCACAAAACAAUAAUUUCAUGGAAGAAAAGCCACCUGUUAUCUCUCCAUAUGGGGAAACCUUUAUUUGUGACAACACUAAACAUGCUAAAGAUCUCCAUGGAAAUGAAUUCCUGGCUUGUGAAAAUAAAUUUGAUCUAGGAAUGAAUGAACAAUAUUCUUCCAAGAAUCUAUGUUACUCUAAUAAUCAGAAAGAGAAGACAAAAGAAUUUGCAAAAACCGAAUCCUUGUCUCAGGAAGAGCCAUCAUUAACACCAGAAGAAUCUGAAAGUGAAUCUGUAUACUCUGUAGUGGAACAGCAUUCUUUGUCUUUAAAGAAGAAGAAAAAUAAAACCAAAACACACUCAGCAUCUUGCAGUGUGAUGCAAAGUGGAGAUUCUGAUUGCUUGGCUGGUGAACAAAUGAAUUCUUGUCGAUUUGGUGGAGAUCAGACUUUGAUUGGAAAUGAAUCAAUAGCACCAUAUGCUUGCUUUUAUGGACCAUCAGUAAAGAAGGUUAAAGCAGGAUGGCUGGAUAAAUUGUCCCCUCAAGGCAAAUGUGUGUUUCAGAAGCGCUGGGUUAAAUUUGAUGGAGACAGCAUUUCUUAUUACAACAAUGAAAAGGAAGUGUUCUCAAAAGGAAUAAUACUGCUCUCUGCAAUAGCAACAGUAAGAGUUCACGGGGAGAAUAAAUUUGAAGUUGUCACAUCCCAUAGGACUUUUGUUUUCCGUGUGGAUAAAGAAGAAGAAAGAAAUGACUGGGUUAAUACAAUGCUCAAUGCCUUGAAAUUGCAGUCUGAUAGUAACACUCAGUCUCGAACUUCUGCCACCCCUGAGAAAAGCGGAUAUCUUGAGCUGAAAGGAUACAAAACCAAAAUCUUUAUUCUACUUCAGGGGAGUACUGUAUGGAUCUGCAAAAAUGAGCAGGACUUUAAGACAGGAUUUGGUAUCACUUUAAUCCCUAUGAAUGUGGCAAAUGUAAAACAAGUGGAUCGGGCUGCAAAGCAAUCUUUUGAAAUAAUUACUCCUUAUAAAAGCUUUAGCUUUACAGCAGAGUCAGAAAGAGAGAAACAAGACUGGAUUGAAGCACUCCAGCAAUCAAUAGCAGAAACUCUAUCUGAUUAUGAAGUAGCUGAGAAGAUUUGGUUCAACGAGUCCAACAGGAGCUGCGCUGACUGUAAAGCUCCAGGUCCUGACUGGGCAUCCAUCAAUCUCUGCGUUGUCAUUUGUAAGAAGUGUGCAGGACAGCACCGAUCUUUAGGACCAAGAGAUUCAAAGGUCCGGAGUCUAAAAAUGGAUGCCAGCAUUUGGAGCAAUGAACUUAUUGAGCUCUUUAUUGUCAUUGGAAAUAAGAGGGCAAACAGUUUUUGGGCUGGAAACCUUCCUCCAGAUGAAGAAUUGCAUAUUGAUGAUCCUGUAGAAAAAAGGAUAGCAUUCAUUACACAAAAAUACAAGGAGGGAAAAUUCAGGAAAACACCUUUUCACUACAAAACCAAGGAACAACUGAAUAAGGCCCUGUGUGCUGCUGUAGUCAAGCAAGACGUGCUGGAAACUCUGAUGUUGCUCUUCAGCGGGGCUGAUGCUAUGUGUGCCACUGGAGACCCUGUUUACAGCACCCCGUACUUAUUAGCCAAGAAAGCUGGGCAAAGACUGCAAAUGGAAUUCCUGUACCAUAACAAGUUCUCAGACUUCCCAAACUAUGAUCCUUGUUUUGAAAGUGGCUUCUCUGAAGAUUCUUCACAUUCCACCUUUCUUUGUGAAUUCUUGUACAAAGUUUCUUCUAAUGCGGCUAAGCUUCCUACAGAGAAGAAGUUAAAAGAAGAUUGCAACAAAAGGUGGUGCACUUUGGAAAGUGGCUUUCUGAGCUACUAUGAAAAUGACAAAACUACCACUCCUAAUGGUAUGAUUGACAUCAAUGAAGUUAUCUGUCUUGUUGUACACAAGUCAGACUUCUUUUUAAAUAGAGGGGACAUCUUUACAUUUGAAAUAUACUUAAUGUCAGAACGUGUUUUUCUGUUUGGAGCUGAAGCUGCAUAUUCACAAAGAAAAUGGACUUCAGCAAUAGCUAAGCAUUUUGUUCCCCCUGUGGCUGAAUCAUUGUUAGAGCGAGACUGUGACCUUAUAGGGCAGCUGUACUACAAAGAUGGCCAUAGCCUGGAUCAGUGGAGAAAAGGCUGGUUUGCUAUAGAGAAGUCAAGCCUUUACUUUUGUCUUGAAAUGGAGGAUGCUGAAGAAGAUUCCAUAUAUCUAAGGAGGCUGCAAGAACUAACAACCAGUAGUGUGAUGCAAAAUGGAGAGAGAAUAGAUGUCCUCCUGCUUGUUGAAAAAGGAAGAACACUAUACAUCCAUGGCCAUACAAAGCUGGAUUUCAUGGUCUGGUAUACUGCAAUUGAAAAAGCAGCAGGUACAGAUGGUAAUGCAUUACAAGAUCAGCAGCUCAGCAAAAAUGAUGUUCCUAUUAUAGUGAACAGCUGCAUAGCAUUUGUUACACAGUAUGGAUUAGGUAGCAAGCAAAUAUAUCUUAAGAAUGGUGAUUCUUCCAAUGUGGCUGAACUGCUGGAAAGCUUCAAAAAAGAUGCCAGAAGUGUUAAACUAAGAGCAGGAAAACAUCAGCUUGAAGAUGUCACUGAUGUACUGAAAAGUUUUCUUUCUCAAAUAGAUGAUGCUCUUCUCACUAAAGAACUCUAUCCAUUCUGGAUCUCUGCAUUAGAUACGCAGAAUGAAAAGGAACGCGUGAGAAAGUACAGAGCUUUUGUUCGGAGUCUUCCACCAGUCAAUAGAGCAACUUUGGCUGCUUUAAUUGAACAUCUUUACAGGGUGCAGAAGUGUUCUGAAAUUAACCAAAUGAACCCUCACAAUUUAGCCGUGGUGUUUUCCUCAUGCUUAUUUCAAACUCAAGGCCAAACUAGUGAAGAAGUCAAUGUAAUUGAAGAUCUAAUUAAAAAUUAUGUGCAACUUUUUCAUAUAAAUGAAGACCAAGUCAAACAAAUGGACAUAGAGAACAGUUUUAUUACGAGGUGGAAAGACACUCAGGUCUCCCAGGCUGGAGAUUUGCUUAUUGAAGUUUAUGUGGAAAGAAAGGAGCCGGACUGUAGUAUUAUAAUCAGGGUAUCUCCUUUGAUGGAAGCAGAGGAAUUAACUAAUGAUGUUUUAGGAAUCAAAAACAUUAUUCCCAGCAAAGAUGAUGUCUGGACUGCUUUUGAAGUACUUGAAAAUGGAGAAUUAGAACGUCCUCUGCAUUAUUCAGAGAAUGUACUUGAACAAGUUCUUCACUGGAGUUCACUACCAGAGCCUGGCACUGCAUAUCUAAUAAUAAAGAGAUUUCUAACAGCAGACAUGGUGAAUCUCUACAGUGAGAAAAAUGAGAAAGGCAGCAUAAAAGCAGGCAAUCUGAAGUACAAGGAAGAACCAUCAAAACUACUGUCUGGAAACAAAUUUCAAGACCGUUAUUUUGUGUUACGGGAAGGAAACUUGCUUCUGUAUAAGGAUAUGAAGGCUAGCAAACCUGAAAAAGUGUUGCCUGUCAAUUCUCUGAAGCUUUAUCUUGGAGUGAAAAAGAAAAUGAAGCCACCAACAAACUGGGGACUUGCAGUAUUUUCUGAAAAACACCAGUGGUAUAUAUGUUGUGAUGGACAAGAUGUGCAGAUGGAGUGGAUGAUCAGCAUUUUUAUGGCACAGCAUGCAGAUAUAUGGCCACCUGCUGGAAAAGCAAGAAAACAGUCCAUAACUAAAAGUCCAAAGAUCAGAGGCUUACCACUAAUUCCCAUUCAUCAGGAGAAGACCACUUUUAAAAUCGGAGGGAAUACAGAAAAUAUAGUACUACAAACUGGAAAAUCAAGAUUUGGUGAACAUCAUGAUAAUGAACUUCUGGAAGAAAGAAAGAACUUGAAAGAAAAGGCAUCUAUUGUGGCACAGUGUUUGGAAAGAAAGGAGGAGAAAGUGCGAAAUCAUGCAAAAACACAUCGAAACUUCAUUUCUGAGGAUGAUGCUGGCUCAGGGGUGACUGAAUUACACCAAAGACCACAUAAGACAAUGAAGAAAAAUAAACCCAAAACAAACAAAAACAAAACUACUUUGGAACUAGAUAUUAAAUUGCCAUCAAAUGUGAUUCAGGAACUAAAUACAGUACUGCAGAAGAACAGAGCACUUCAUGAAACCUCCAGCUGA